AUGCAUUGUUAUUCCGAGUUCUUCGCUUUCCCUCAAAUUCCGACCUCACAAUUAUUAACAUCACCAACUCAACUUCCCUACAAAGGCAAACAGAAACACUAGUGCAAACCAGUUCUUUUUCUCUCCACCCUCUUCUCUUUCAUUUUUUUGUUCAUCACCCUCAACACCAAAAUGGCGUCACCAUCGCCUUCCCCAUCAAUGCCCACAUUCCUCCUUCUCCUCGCUCUCUUCGCCACCACAGCCUCGUCUCUUACCUGCACAACCCAAAAGGUAACGGACAACACAAACAGGCUCUACUCAAACUGCGUGGACCUCCCCGUACUCAAUUCCUUCCUCCACUGGACUCAUGAUGCCGCUAACGCCACCCUCUCGGUGGCGUUCGUGGCGGCGCCGCCGAGUCCGGGAGGAUGGGUGUCGUGGGGAAUCAAUCCAACGGGUUCGGGCAUGGUGGGGGCGCAGGUGCUGGUGGCGUUUAAGAGCGACGGUGCAAUGACAGUGAAAACGUUUGACCUUAAGUCUUACAGUGCCAUUGUUCCUGGGAAGCUGUCGUUUGAGGUGUGGGAUAUGAGGGGUGAAGAGGUGGGUGGGGUGAUGAGGAUUUUCGCCACCGUUAAGGUGGCAGAGAAGGUUGAGAGUUUGAACCAUGUGUGGCAAGUGGGACCCUCUGUCACCGCUGGGAGAUUGGAUAAGCAUGAUUUUGGUGCUGCCAAUUUGAAUUCCAAGGGGACGCUUAACUUGAAUAGCGGUGGUGGACAGAGCUCUGGUGGGGGUGCCGUCGACUCAAUCACCAAGAAGAAAAAUAUUCAUGGAGUUCUAAAUGCCGUGAGUUGGGGUGUGCUUUUCCCCCUUGGAGUGAUCAUAGCAAGGUACCUGAGGGUUUUUCCGUCUGCAGAUCCUGCUUGGUUCUAUCUUCAUGUUGGGUGCCAGCUAUCUGCUUAUGCCAUUGGGGUUGCUGGUUGGGGAACUGGUAUGAAACUUGGAAGCGAAUCAGAGGGGAUUGAAUUCAGUGGUCAUCGCAACAUUGGCAUUACCCUCUUUUGUUUUGCCACUCUACAGAUAUUUGCUUUGUUCAUCAGGCCAAAGAAGGAUCACAAAUAUCGGUAUUUAUGGAAUAUCUAUCAUCACAGCGUUGGAUACUCCAUAAUUAUCCUGGGAAUUAUCAACAUAUUCAGGGGCUUUGACAUCUUGCAUCCUGAUAAGAAAUGGAAAUCAACUUACAUUGCGGUGAUUAUUGCACUGGCUGCAGUUGCUUUGUUUUUGGAAGUGGUCACAUGGAUUGUUGUCUUGAAGAGAAAGUCUAACAAGUCCACCAAACCUUAUGAUGGAUACAACAGUGGACAAAACAGGCAACAGCCCCUUAAUAUGUAAUCAAGUGGCUCAUUUGGCUUAGGUUUUCAGAGCAUACUCUGAUUUUGUAAUCAGGUGGAUAUGUUCUACAGCUUCCCCUUUUCCUCUUUUUCAUCCUUUUUUUCUAUUUAUACAUAUUUUUGUAUAAUGCUUGCAUAGUGAAUAUAGAUGAUUCAUUCUCUCUGUAAUUAGGUCUGAAACCUUCUACCAUGCUUGUGUAUUGGGAUGGGAAGUUUUUCACAGGAGAAUUAAGCAGCAUGCUUUCUUUGCAUGCGGGUGUUUCUUUAUCCUAUUUUAGGGUUCAAUUAUUGUAAUAAUGAAUACUUCUUCUCAGCAAUUUGUCUUUGCUUGCGGUAUGG
Abrus precatorius (Indian licorice) is the source of this 1706-nucleotide messenger RNA. RefSeq names its product cytochrome b561 and DOMON domain-containing protein At3g25290-like. Lineage: Eukaryota; Viridiplantae; Streptophyta; Magnoliopsida; Fabales; Fabaceae. The transcript has 3 exons. The coding region runs from base 172 to 1368 and encodes 398 amino acids. The record is from RefSeq and is a predicted model, not a curated record.